AUGGCGAAACGGAGAAUGAUCAGAGUUGGAGUCCUGUUGUUUGAAAUAACGGCAAUCAUUUAUCUGAGUCAACGUGAAACCCAUGCUGCAUCAAAACGGUUGCUCGGUAACCUAUAUUCAGAUAUACAGCGUGAGAAAUCUACACAGCCAACAGGAGCCAACCAAAUAUUUUGUUAUUACACUAGUUUCGCCCAAACACGAAGAGGAAUUGGUAAAUUUGUCCCAGAAAAUAUCAAUCCAUAUCUGUGUACGCACAUCAUAUUUGCUUUUGUCGACGUUUCCAGAGAUGGUCGCAGUUUGGUUCCAGUUAACGAUAAUGAUGUUCAAACCGAAAGAGGCAAGUCAUGUCUUUAUGCUCGGACUUUGAAACUAAAACGAAAAAAUCCUGAUCUGAAAAUUCUUCUGGCUGUCGGUGGUUGGAAUAUAGGUUCUCAGCCCUUUUUGCCAAUGAUUUCCAAUCGAUUUAACCGUUAUUCGUGGGUAAGAAACGUAGUUAGAUAUCUACGACGGUACGGCUUUGAUGGGUUUGAUAUGGACUGGGAAUUUCCAGGUACACGAGGGAGUCCACCCGACGAUAAAUACCGAUUCACCCAAUUAAUGAAGGAACUCUAUGAAACAUUUGCCGCUGAAGCCCGAAAAUCUGGUCGCGAGAAACUUAUACUGACUUUGGCGACGGCAUCAGGAUCCUUUUUCAUAAGUAAAGCUUAUGAACCCCGAAAAAUCAUCAGUUACGUUGAUUAUAUGCUGUUGAUGACGUAUAACUAUCACGGCCAAUGGGAAGAAGUGACUGGACAUCACAGCGGAAUUUUUAAACAUUGGAAAGACGGAUCUGGAGAGAAGAGUGAACUAAAUGCGGAAUGGUCUAUUAAUUUUUGGCUUAGGGCUGGUAUCCCUCGAUCUAAACUCAUUGUUGGUAUCCCUACCUAUGGAAUGAGCUACACUUUACAAGAUCCUAAUACUCACGACUUAUUUGCUCCAGCAAACGGUGGCGGUAAUAAAGGUGCUUAUACAGACGAAAAAGGUGUUCUGUCAUAUUUUGAGAUAUGUGAAAAUAUUCGAGAACGGGGUUGGAAAAGUGCCUGGAUUGACCCACAGAAAGUACCUUAUGCCUACGGAGGUAAUCAAUGGGUGGGUUUCGAGAAUAUAAUCAGUGUUCAAAUUAAGGCUCAAAAUAUCAUCAACAAAGGCCUGGCCGGGGCAUUUAUCUGGUCCCUGGAGAUGGAUGACUUCACUGGUUCAUGCGGACAAGGUAGAUUUCCGCUGACGACCAAAAUCAGUAACAUUUUGCUGUCUUCUGAUGUUGAUUACGAGUAUCCAGAUGACAUUCCACCACCAAAUACCAUUUUAGAAUUUACAACAAGGGCGGCAAGAGUCAACAAUGUAGAUUGUACAAAAGCCCCUCGGAAACGUUUAGCAGACCCGAGAUCCUGUAGGCACUACAUACUGUGUCUGCCCAGUAACCAGGCCAUACGAAUGAAAUGUCCAAAAGGAACACGCUUUGAUCGAAGUAUUAGUAUGUGCAAUUAUUACCGUGGUGCAACCUGCUAAUAUAAAUAAGUAAAUAAAUUGUCAAAACAUAUCGAGAAGAUUUCAUUUUAAUUUUGUCGCUGUGAAUUUGAAUAACGACAAAAAGAAACAAGUCUUGAACAAUACUUAAAUGCUUCUCUUUAAACAACA
Messenger RNA from Octopus bimaculoides (California two-spot octopus), 1677 nucleotides. RefSeq names its product chitinase-3-like protein 1. Gene Ontology annotation, cellular component: extracellular region. Gene Ontology annotation, biological process: chitin catabolic process; carbohydrate metabolic process. The record is from RefSeq and is a predicted model, not a curated record. Gene Ontology annotation, molecular function: chitin binding; chitinase activity. Lineage: Eukaryota; Metazoa; Mollusca; Cephalopoda; Octopoda; Octopodidae.